Molecule: messenger RNA, 2314 nt
Organism: Hydra vulgaris (swiftwater hydra)
Lineage: Eukaryota; Metazoa; Cnidaria; Hydrozoa; Anthoathecata; Hydridae
Cellular component (GO): nucleus; cytosol; ribonucleoprotein complex
Molecular function (GO): poly(U) RNA binding; poly(A) binding; mRNA 3'-UTR binding
Source: RefSeq, a predicted model, not a curated record
UUUAUUUUGAGAGUCGGUUAUUUGAUACUUUGAUUUCGGUCCGACGUUUUAUGAAGUCCAUUAAGAGACAACAAUUUUAAGCACCUUGAUAAAUUUUAAUCUAAAAAUUAAUUUCUCCAACACAUAUGCACGAAAAUUUAUGUUAUUAUUAUUAUGUCUAAAAAUAAUUUGUACGUAAAGAACUUGGGUAAUCUUGAUGAUGACGAUUUAUGGUGUUUAUUUAAUGAAUUUGGCAAAAUAAUUUCUCAUAAAAUAUCCAGAAAUUCUUCUGGACAAAGUAAGGGAUUUGGAUUUGUUUGUUUUCAGCAUGAGAAGGAUGCAAAAACUGCUAUAAGUAAAUUAAAUGGCCAGUUUAUUGGUUCAAAGCCACUUUAUGUUUCAUAUUUUCAAGGAAAGGAGGAGAGAGAGAAUCUUACAAAUGAAGACUAUGUUUUACAAAACAAGAAUACUUCAAAAAAAAUUGCAGUCAGCAAUUUAGAUGAAAAUAUUGAUGAUGAAAAGUUGCGAUAUUUGUUUGCUCGUUUCGGAAAUAUUACAUCAUCUAAUGUUAAGAGAUCAGAAAAUGGCUUGAAGUCCGGCAUAGUCUCAUUUGAAAAAAAUGAAGAAGCUGAAACUGCUUCAGAAAUUAUGAAUGGUUUUAUGCUUUGCAAAAAGAAACUAUGUGUGAAACUAUUGGAAUGUAAUCGCACAACAGAACGAAUUUCUCAAAUCAAGAAGAGUGUGUCAUCUACAAAUUUACCAUCGCUACUUGCUCAACCUUGUAAGAAUAAAGUAUUUGUUACAAAUUUGGAUGAGAGAAUAAAUUCAAAGGAAUUGCGAGCAUUUUUUAAAGAAUGUGGAACAAUAACAUCCUGUAGUGUUUUAGAAGAAAACGGAAAAAGCAGGGGCUGUGGAAUUGUUGCAUUUUCUUCAGAAGAUGAGGCUGAGAUUGCUAUUUUAUUUAUGAAUGGUUGUAAGAUGCGCUCUAAACAGCUUAGUGUUGAUUAUUAUAAAGAUAAGGUGGAGCAAAAAAAUGACUUAAGUAAAAAGAAUCCAUUUGGUUCCCAAUUGAAUUUGGAGUCUCAAUUAUUGAGUUCUUCAAAAACACAAUCCUUAGGCUCAAAGAUAUUUGUGAAAUGUUUACAUGAAGAUGUUAAUGAUAGCGAUUUAAAUCAUUUGUUUGCACGGUUUGGAUCUAUUACUUCUUGUUACGUAUUGAGAGAUAAAAAUAGGAGAAGUAAAGGAUCUGGUGUUGUUAAGUUUUCUACUGAACAAGAAGCAACAGAUGCAAUAAGAAAAAUGAAUGGAACCAUGUUCAUGACUAAAACGCUUUGUGUUGAAUUCUUUAAAUGCAAGAAAGAGUCAGUUCCUGAGUUAAGGAUAAAGAAAAAGAUUUUUUUUAUCUUUUUAAUCAAUUUGUGUUCUCUGCCAAAUUUGCCAAUCAUCAAUUUGUGUUCUCUGCCAAAAUUUGAGGCCAGCUCAUCAAUAAAAUCAGCAUCUUUACUUGAUUUGUCAACUAGAUCAGCUCAAAGUUCAACUAUAACUCCUAGAUCAACAAAAGACAGUGUCAAAAAUGACUUAAAAAAUUGUAAUUUGCGUAUAGAAAAUUUAGAUGAUGAUGUGGACGAUAAUGGAUUAUAUCGGCUCUUUUCAUGUUUUGGAAAAAUUAAAUCAGCAAAAGUUAUGACAUAUAACAAUGGUAAAAGUAAAGGAUAUGGAUAUGUAUGUUAUGAAACGAAUGAAGAAGCCAGCAAAGCAAUCAGCUCAAUGAACGGUGUUCAACUCUCUUCAAAGGAAACGCUUGUUAUCACUUAUUACGAACAACGAAAAAAUUUUAAUAACGUUGACGGAAAUAAAAAUGAGGUUGAGAAGGAAUGUUGCAUCUGUUACAGCAUUCUAACUACCAGGAUUGUGUUUGAUCCUUGUGGUCAUUCUUGUGUAUGCGAUAGUUGUGUGACACAAAUAGAUGACAAAUGUCCUUUAUGUCGAGGCAAUAUUAUCAAAUACAUUAAAGCCUAUAUUUAGCUUUUUAUCAAAUAUAAAUCUCUGUGAGAUAUUUCAAGUCUAAAUUUUAGUGAUUGUAAAUAUAGAAUAUUGUGCCGAAUCAUCGAGAAUAUUGUGCCGAAUUAUCAAGAAUAUUGUGCCGAAUCAUCGAGAGUAUUGUGCCAAAUCAUCGAGAAUAUUGUGCCGAAUCAUCGAGAAUAUUGUGCCGAAUCAUCGAAAAUAUUGUGCCGAUUCAAUGUUAUUAAUAAUUAUCAUUCUUCUAAUUUUAUAAUUGUGAUUUGUAAAAUUUGUUUGAAUGAUUUUCAUAUGAAAGGUUUUUAUAAAUUUAUUA